Linum trigynum is the source of this 1709-nucleotide messenger RNA. The record is from the annotation of a GenBank genome assembly. Lineage: Eukaryota; Viridiplantae; Streptophyta; Magnoliopsida; Malpighiales; Linaceae.
CGUGACAGUUUCCAGAGCCCCUACCUUUGCCAAAUGCCAACACUCAAAUUUGUUUUCAUUGUUGUUUAUUUAACAAGUAAAUGCACAUAUUAUAUAAGUUUAGACAAAAUUUCAAGCAGGAUAAAAUAAUAAUAAAUAAUAAUAAUAAUGGGUAGUUCUCUCCCCUCUUUCCUUCGCCACCUGCGAAGGCUCGGCCAGCUUCUGAUCGCCAUGGUUCUCUCGAUCUUCCUGGCCUGUCUCAACAAUCAACAACGACAACGACACCGCAAAUCCAAGAAGAUGGGUGAUCAAUCGGAUCAGGAUGCAGAGGAGAUGCCAAAAGGGGCCUCCGACUCCCGAUCCGCCGCCGUUUGCAGACGAAGAAUGGUGGCUCAUAUCUAUGGGCGGCUGUCCAUAGAUGAUAAAAAUAUUGUUCAAAGAACCAAGCAUCGCACAGUUAAACGAAAGUUUGGGGUAACCCUGGCUGAUUGUAAUUUGGAGACCGCGAAGCGUCGGCGAUCUGUUAACGCUGUCGCCUGGUCUUUUAAGCUUCCUACAAUGGAGGAAUUGGAAUUGGAGGAGCUGGUAUUCAAACAAACCAUUAUGGUUUCCAGUUCUAAGAUGGCAAUCGGGAAUGCCUCUCCUCCAUCGGGAUCUUCGGAUUCCGUUAUUUUGGUCACAAGCGAAUUGUUCCGGCGGCCGGAAGGUGAGCCUCCUGCCGAUGACCGGACUUUCACCGUCAAUGGUUAUUGGCAAAAAGAUCCUCCCACUAGACGGCUGAUGGUUAGGAGGAUAUCUCCUCUGGAUUCGGUUUCCGAGAAUGACGGGAUUUUCACUAUUGAUUCUCAAAUUCCGAUUUCCUGGUUGAAGUGUUCUGUUUCGAGGAGAUAUCUACUUCCCCAAAACCGUGUGGGACUGGGAGUCCCUUUUGGUGACUUGGCACGGCUCUUAUUUAAGAAGCUCGCUGUUGGCUCUCAAACUCGGAGUUUAACCUCAACCUGAGCUACAGAACAACCACGAGCAGAGCCUGCCGUUGUCAAUCCCAGGAUCCCGUCCCACGCAGGUAACUCCCUGGUCGCUCCCCUUCUCCCUCGAUCCUUUAAGUUGCUAGCCAGCCCGCUGCUCAAAACUGACCGUUCGGGUGGAUGCGACGUUGGCAACGUGACCGCUGUUCGUAGCCAUAGACGCUUUGCAUGCAUGGGGUUUAGGUGGCCACGUCAGGUUGGGGGGUUGAGAUGAUUAUUAACAUUAAAGAACCUACUUUGCAGGUUCAAACCAUGGCGCACGUAACUUCGGAUCAAGUGGUGCAAUUCUCCAUGGAAGAGGUCCAAUCGACGAAAUAUCGUGCUUCUCACUCCUUGCUUGGUCGAGUCUUCACCUCGAACAGAAUUUCCACUACGGAAUUGAGAGAGGCUGCUCUCACACCAUAGCUCAUCCAAGGGCGGCUUAGGGUGGUUUUGGCUAAGCAUGGGUUGGUUGAGUUCAUGCUUCCUAGUGAUGAGGCGCAGAUCUGGGUGCUUAAACGUACCCCAUGGGUCCUCAAUGAUCAAAUCGUCCACCUUCGUCCAUGGACCCCGGUGAUUACCAAACAAGUUCUUGAUGAUCUUGCAGUUGUCCCAUUCCGGGUUCAAUUGUGGGGCGUCAAAGAAGAAUGUUGCACACAACAAUUCGGGAGAAAAAUGGUGAACUCUACUAUCGGCAAAGUGCUCGAAUCAAGUCUUUUUGCCUGU